Molecule: messenger RNA, 3208 nt
Organism: Columba livia (rock pigeon)
Lineage: Eukaryota; Metazoa; Chordata; Aves; Columbiformes; Columbidae
Product: kinesin heavy chain-like
Exons: 20
Coding region: 884-2974 (696 amino acids)
Biological process (GO): mitotic cell cycle; microtubule-based movement
Cellular component (GO): microtubule
Molecular function (GO): ATP binding; microtubule motor activity; microtubule binding
Source: RefSeq, a predicted model, not a curated record
GUCCCCUCUCUCCCGUGGGAGUGUUCCCGGGCAGAGCUCCGCGCGGGCACACCUGCGUGUUUUGGGGGGUUCACGGGAGGAGGGGUUCGGCGGCCCCUGACUGCACGUCCCUGCCCCUCCCCAGGCUGGGCGGGGCCACCAAGGACACGGCGGGGGGAGCGGGAUGAGUCAGGACUGCUGGCUGCCCGCGUGGGGGAGGGGAGUUGGGGGGGUACUGGCCCUGCGCCGACCCCCCCCAGCCGGGGCAGGGUCUUGUCCCCCCACCACCUCCGCAAUGAAUCAGCAGUUUGGGGGGACGGUUCCCAGGGCCGGGCGGCCCCCGCACCCUCCAUCUCCGUCCACCUUAAGAGCGGCGCGCAGUUCCACCUUAAGGCGGAGGGGGGGGGGUGUGCGUGCGGGGGGCGGCCUCUCCCCCCUUCCCCCCCCCCUCAGCCGGUACCGGGGCUGCAGUGGCGACAGCAGCACGGUCACUGGAGCAGGGGGCAGCAGGAGCGCUGCGGAGCAUCCCCCCCCCCGCGGCGCCGCCCUCCCUCCCGCAUCCUGCAUCCCUGAGAGCAUCCUGCGUCCCUGGGUACCACCUGGCAUCCUUGAGCAGCAUCUCUGGGUACUGCCCAGCAUCACCGGGCAGCAUCCUGCAUCUCUGAGCAGCAUCCUGCAUCCUUGGGUACCACCCAGCAUCCCUGGGUACCACCCGACACCUCUGGGCAGCAUCCUGCAUCCCUGAGCAUCAUCCUGCAUCCCUGUGUACCACUUGACCCUUAGGUUGCCAGGAGCAUCCUCGGGUGCCACCUGCAUCCCCGGGUGACACCCCACCCCCUCAGGUACCCUUGAGCCUCUCCAGCCGCCCCCCAAACUCUUCUCACCGCCCCCCCGUCCCCCCAAAAUGGCCGAGCCCAGCGCCGAGUGCAGCAUCAAGGUCCUGUGCCGGUUCCGGCCCCUCAACCAGGCCGAGAUCCUGCGGGGGGACAAGUUCCUGCCCGUCUUCCAGGGCGACGACAGCGUCGUGGUGGGGGGCAAACCCUACGUCUUCGACCGCGUCUUCCCCCCCAACACCACGCAGGAGCAGGUUUAUCACGCCUGCGCCAUGCAGAUCGUCAAGGACGUGCUGGCCGGGUACAACGGGACCAUCUUUGCCUACGGGCAGACGUCGUCGGGCAAGACCCACACCAUGGAGGGCAAACUGCACGACCCGCAGCAGAUGGGCAUCAUCCCCCGCAUCGCCCAGGACAUCUUCAGCCACAUCUACGCCAUGGACGAGAACCUGGAGUUCCACAUCAAGGUUUCUUACUUUGAAAUUUACCUGGACAAGAUCCGGGACCUGCUGGACAUGACCAAGACCAACCUGUCAGUGCACGAGGACAAGAACCGUGUUCCCUACGUCAAGGGCUGCACCGAGCGCUUCGUCUCCAGCCCCGAGGAGAUUCUGGAUGUGAUCGACGAGGGAAAGUCCAACCGGCACGUGGCUGUCACCAACAUGAACGAGCACAGCUCCCGCAGCCACAGCAUCUUCCUCAUCAACAUCAAGCAGGAGAACGUGGAGACGGAGCAGAAGCUCAGCGGGAAGCUCUACCUGGUGGACCUGGCGGGGAGCGAGAAGGUCAGCAAGACGGGGGCCGAGGGCGCCGUGUUGGACGAGGCCAAGAACAUCAACAAGUCGCUCUCGGCGCUGGGCAACGUCAUCUCGGCGCUGGCCGAGGGCACGAAGGCGUACGUGCCGUACCGGGACAGCAAGAUGACGCGGAUCCUGCAGGACUCGCUGGGGGGGAACUGCCGCACCACCAUGUUCAUCUGCUGCUCCCCCUCCAGCUACAACGACGCCGAGACCAAGUCCACCCUCAUGUUCGGGCAGAGGGCCAAGACCAUCAAGAACACGGCGUCCGUGAACCUGGAGCUGACGGCCGAGCAGUGGAAGAAGAAGUACGAGAAGGAGAAAGAGAAGAACAAGGCGCUCAAGGAGACCAUCGCCAGGCUGGAGGCCGAGCUGAGCCGCUGGCGGAGCGGGGAGGCCGUGCCGGAGGCGGAGCAGCAGAGCGGGGCCGGGGAGGCCGGGCCGGGCGAGGGGACGGCGCCGGGGCCGGGACCCGCCGGGGACACCCCGCUCGACAACGGCGGCUCCUCCAUCGUCAUCCGCAUCUCGGAGGAGGAGCGGCGCAAGUACGAGGAGGAGAUCCGCAAGCUCUACAAGCAGCUGGAUGACAAGGAUGACGAGAUCAACCAGCAGAGCCAAAUCAUGGAGAAGCUCAAGCAGCAGAUGCUGGACCAGGAGGAUGUGCUGGCGGCGGCGCGGGGGGGCGGCGAGGCGGCGCGGCGCGAGCUGUCCGCGCUGCGGGCCGAGCACGGCGCGGCGCGCGCCGAGGUGGCCGAGGUGCUGGCGGCGCUGGAGGAGCUGGCGCGCAGCUACGACCGCAAGGCGCAGGAGGCCGAGGACACCGCGCGCCACAACCGCCGCCUGGCCGACGAGCUGGCGCGCGCCGAGGCCUCGACGCUGUCGCUGGAGUCGGAGCUGGCGCGGGUGCGGGAGCUGGGGGGGCAGCAGCGGCGCCGCGCGGCCGAGGUGCUGAACGGGCUGAUGCGCGACCUGAGCGAGUUCAGCCUCAUCGUGGGCAACGGCGAGAUCAAGCUGCCCGUGGAGGUGAGCGGGGCCAUCGAGGAGGAGUUCACGGUCGCCCGGCUCUACAUCAGCAAGAUCAAGUCGGAGGUGAAGUCGGUGGUGAAGCGGUGCCGGCAGCUGGAGAACCUGCAGGUGGAAUGUCACCGCAAGAUGGAGGUGACCGGCCGCGAGCUGUCCUCCUGCCAGCUCCUCAUCUCCCAGCACGAGGCCAAGAUCCGCUCGCUGACCGAGUACAUGGCGACGGUGGAGCAGAGGAAGCGGCAGCUGGAGGAGUCGCACGACGCCCUGAGCGCGGAGCUGGCGCGGCUGCAGGCCCAGGAGACGGUGCAGGGGGGGGGCGCGGAAGGACGGGGAGCAGGAUGAGACCCCCGACACGGCCGAGGUCAAGGCGCUGGCGCUGCAGCUGGAGAGCCAGCGCGAGGCGCAGCACAAGCAGCUGGCGCGGCUGCGGGACGAGGUCAACGCGCGGCAGAAAACCAUCGACGAGCUGCGGGACCUGAACCAGAAGCUGGAGCUGGAGCUGGAGAAGCUGCGGGGGGAGCACGAGGCGCUGCGGGGGGAGGAGCGCGCCAAGGCCGCGCGGCUGCAGGAGCUCAC